Exophiala dermatitidis NIH/UT8656 is the source of this 2121-nucleotide messenger RNA. RefSeq lists its product as uncharacterized. The record is from RefSeq and is a predicted model, not a curated record. NCBI's taxonomy places the organism in Eukaryota, Fungi, Ascomycota, Eurotiomycetes, Chaetothyriales, Herpotrichiellaceae. Bases 1 to 2121 code for a protein of 706 amino acids. The transcript has a single exon.
AUGGAUGCCACGAGUCCUACGCCGACCGUGGUGGCCCGCGGCGCCAACAACAACAGUGACUCGGACCUUGGGACCAGUACCACUACUGGCACUGGCACUGGUUCGGGGGGAAGAAAACACGCCAAAGGUCUCUCGUUGAACCUCCCGCUUCCGAUCCUGGUACCACCGCAGCUGCAAAUGUCUGCCUCUGUCUCGCAGUCUCCGUCACAGUCGCUGUCCCAGUCGCAAUCACCUAGUCCUCGAACCCGGUGGUCAUACCAGGGUCCUAUUCUUCUCGAUUCACCCGCCCGAUCCUCGCACGCUUCUGCGUCUCCUAUUCGAGUCUCAACGAGCAGUUCAAGUUUUGCCGCCGACGAAAGGUCAAUAGGAACAGGAUCAGGAUCAGAUAGUUCCUGGAUGAGGAGGAAUAAGACUUCCGGAGCGGGAGCAAGAACCAGAACCAGCGCCGACUUCCUCACUCUUCUUGCAGCGCAGGAACGUCGCGUUCUCGAGUUGCGAGAGGAACUGCAAAAGGCCGAGGCGGACUUGCUGGGCCUGAAAAAACAAUGGGCCUCGUAUGAAGCUAAUAAGAAGAGAGAGGAGGUCAAACAUGUCAAGAAGCUGGAGGCAUUGCCGUUGGACGAUGUGGUGAGUUCGAGGUCUCCGACUUCUACUAGCGGUGGUGGUGGUGCUUUUGAUGAUGACGAAGAGGAGAGAAGACGACGGCGGGCUUUGGUGGAGAGGAGCGUGAGGAUGAAUGGCAACACAGCGGCAACAGGUGUGAACGACAAUUAUACUAAUGACGAUGGGGAGGAGUAUAAUGAUAAUAAUAACGGUCAUGUCAAUGGUGCUGGUGCUGCUACCGAACAAUUGGGCAGGAGGACGUCGACGAAGAAACCCCGCGUGUUUCAAGGUGGACGACAUACUAGGACAUUGAGCCUACUGAGUCCCACGUCGGCAAAGUAUAGACAGCAACAACAAGGCCAGGAGGAUGGGACCGGAACAAUGUCGGCAAAGUCGUCAGAUGCUAUGAUCGGUGACCCGGGAGUGCCAACAGAUGGUACAGUCAGGGCUGACACCGACGGUCGCCGUGUCUCCGAUGACUCUUCUUCCCGGUCGUCUCUGUCUUUAACCCGAAUGACUAUGACUACGACUUUGGACGGCUUGAUUUCUGGCGCCGACUCGCUCCAGCAGCUCGGGUUUGGCAAGACGUAUAAAGAGCUGGCUACGGCGCAUCGGCGCUCGUUGCCACCCGUUGCAGCGGACCUUUUGGUCAAGCAAGGGAAACAGGUCUAUGAGGGUGUGCGUGAGGGGCUGUGGACGUUCUGGGAAGAUAUCAGGCAGGCCACUGUGGGGGAGGAGGGGAUUAAUGGACCGGCUACCAACAAGCCGCAGCAGCAGCAGCAGCCGGGACAAAAGAGGUCGAUGAGGCGGGAGAAUGGGAAUGUGGAGACUGGGCAGAAGAAAAGGGGUUCUUCUACGUCUAACUCUACGGCUACGGCUACCUCUGCUACAAGGACGCAGCGAAAUCGAAAUCAUGGUCCAGAGAGAAGCAGAGACCGAGAUGGACAAUCGGCUCCAGAGUCGAAAUCUAAAGAACCGGUUUCGUCCUUUUGGCGCGAAUUCGGCUUGGAUACUCCGCAUAAACAACAGGUGCAGUCACGAUUGAAAAGGCCGGAUCAAACGCCGACUCAGGGUCAAACGCAAGGCUAUCCGAGGAAAUCAGACCGAACCACGACGCAAAGACACGCUCAGCAGAAGAGUGUUACAAGUACAGAUUCGUCAACUCCACCGAGUUUGAUACCGGAUCUUAAUGACGACGACAACGAAACGGGAAUCAACCGUGACGACGAGGAUGAUACGCCUUGGGACGCCUGGGAUUCUCCCGUCAGUACUCGGGUGACGGACGCAGUAGCACCAGUACUGACAGGACGUUCGGCUGACUCGGACACUCUCAUUGCUACUACUGAUCCAGGCAAUGGCGGUAAUAAUAGUCUUGCAGCUGCAGCUUCUCCAAGCUCUACAGGCCAACUUCUCCCGUGGCCGGAAAUUGCGAAACCCGAGAAACUUGCGACGAGUGAUCAGCAGGGCUUGAAGUUGACCAGGACGGUGAGCGAUCUGAUGAAGGAGUGGGAUGGGUAA